AUGGCUUUAGCUGUUUUACCGAACAAACGUGAUGCAUCAUCGUAUUCUCAAUUACUUCAAACUCCCUUUCAAAGUCAACCAACGGUUAGCAUAUCAUCAAUGUAUUCACCAUCUAGUACAUCUGGAAAUGGACAAUCUUUUAAUUUUGACAAUUUUAACACACAAGAUAUCCAAGGUGAUUCUUCCCAAGCACAGUUGCAAUCAUUACAGAACUUUGGACAACCUCAACAAAAAUCUCAACAAGAUUAUAAUAACCAACCACAAUUACAACAGGUGUAUGCCUCAUCACAACCUCAACCACAGCAAAGCUAUAGUGCUCAAAUACAAAGGAUAAUACAAGGGUAUAGUGCUCCACAACAACCACAACAACAGCCACAACAGUCACAACAGCCACAACAGUCACAACAGCUACAACAGUCACAACAGCGACCUCAACAAGGUUACUUACCACCACAACAACAGCAACCAUCAACACAACCACAACCAAGCUAUGGAACACCAACACAACAACAGCAACCUUCCUCACAACCCCAACCGAGCUAUGGAACACCAACACAACCACAGCCACAACAACCAAUACCACAAACUCAGCCAAAUUAUGGACCUCCACCACAACAACAGCAACCACAACCACAGCCAAGUUAUGGACCUCCACAACAACAACAACCAUCACCACAGCCUCAGCCUAGUUAUGGACCACCACAACAGCAGCAACCACAGCAAAGACCACAGCAAAGUUACAACACACCACAAUUUCAGCAAAGUUAUAGCCCUCCUCCACAACAACAACCAGUGUCACAACCCCAACCACAGUCGAAUUAUGGACCUCCUCAACAACAACAACCAGUGUCACAACCCCAACCACAAUCAAAUUAUGGACCCCCUCUACAACAACAACCAUUGCCACAACCUCAACCAAGCUAUACGCCACAGCAACAACCUCAGUCAAGCUAUGGACCUCCAACACCACAGCUACAACCUCAGUCAAGCUAUGGACCUCCAACACAACAGCAACAACCUCAGCCAAAUUAUGGGCCUCCACCACAACAACAACCAUUGCCUCAGCCUCAGCCUCAGCCGAGUUAUGGACCACCACAACCACCACAACAACCACAACAGCCAUUGCCACAAUCACAGCCAAGUUAUAGUCCUCCGUUGCAGCAACCACCACAGACAAACUAUGGUUCACCACCACAACAACCCCAACCGUUGCCGCAGCCAAGUUAUGGACCACCACCUCAACAGCAGCAACCGCAAUCAAAUUAUGGCCCACCACAACAACAGCCACAACCAUUUCCACAGCCCCGGCCCAAUUAUGGACCACCUCCUCAACAACAACAACCAUUGCCACAAUCCCGACCAAGUUAUAGUCCACCUCAGCAACAACAACCGUUACCACAACCAAGUUAUAGUCCCCCUCAGCAACAACAACCUUUGCCACAACCUCAGCCAAGUUAUGGACCUCCACAAUCACAACAACCUUUACCACAACCACAACCAAGUUAUGGACCACCAAUCCAACAGCAACAACCAAUACCACAACUCUCACCAAACUGUAACCAUCCACAGCAGCAACAACCAUUACCUCAACCACAGCCAAGCUAUGGAUUACCUCAACAACCACUUCCCCAGCCACAGCCUACUCAACCUUCAGUAUCAUAUGGUGCCCCAGUACAAAGUACUAUAGCUCCUCAACAAAAUUACGGAAGUCCAAAACCAUCCAAUACUAAUAUUCCUCAAUCUAAUCAACCAACUGUAGUACAGUCAAUCAGUUUUGGAAUACCAUCGCAAUCGUUUAAUACACCAAAUCAACUAUUGGGGAUGUCACAAAAUCAAAAUGGGUAUUCUUAUAGCCCUCCCGCUGUUCAGCAACAAAAUAAUCAAUUUCAAGGUUAUUCUUAUAACCAACCAACUCCAAGACCAAAUCAACAGCCACAACAGCCACCACAGCCACAACAGCCACAACAACCCAAGCAGCCUAGUUUCACCUACACUACAUCUCAAACGCAACCUCAAAAUAUACCACAGCAGGUUGGUUAUUCAUACAACCCACCACAACCAGCCACAGUACAAAAUAAUGCAAAACCCCCCUCAUCAUCGCCACCUCAACCCUCAUAUGGCAUACCACAGCAGCCUCAAACUUCCCCUCCGUCAAGCAAUUAUAACCCUCCCAAGCCGCAAGCCCAACCACGACCACAGGGCAGUUAUAUUUAUACCGGUGUUCCUGCAACGAAUACACCGAGACCGCAGCCGUCUCAGCUAGGAUACAGUUACAGCCCAACUCAAAUCCAGAUUACUCAGGUGCAGUUUAAACCACAACAGACAACAUCAGGGGCAGGAGGGUACAAUUAUAACCCCCCAUCAAUACCGUUCGCAACGCCGACCUCGCAAGCCAAUUCUCAGUCACAAUUCCCAUAUAGCGGGCCGACGCAAUCGCCCCUGCCGACGUUUACGACGUCUUCGCCAACGCAAACUUACAGCGCGUCUGCGAUUGCUCCUUCGAUAGUGUCACCGAACGGACGGAACUUAAACUACCAGUCGUCGCAGCACAAUGCACAACCAAACGGGUCACCGUCACAGGCUUCUGGUAGCUAUUUGACGCCGAAACCGGGCCAGUCUAGUACACAUACCCAAUCAGCGGGCUACGGGUCGCAAACACAACAGCCGACGCAAAUACGAUUUGAUGAAUUUGCUGCUCCACAGUCAGAAUCACAGCCGCAACCUGUGUACGGCUGA
Macrosiphum euphorbiae (potato aphid) is the source of this 2736-nucleotide messenger RNA. NCBI's taxonomy places the organism in Eukaryota, Metazoa, Arthropoda, Insecta, Hemiptera, Aphididae. The record is from the annotation of a GenBank genome assembly.